AUGGAUACAACUACAAUUGAACUACAACAAUCACCAAUCAAUCAAUGGAAGGAUUUGACAUCAGGUGGUGGUGGAUGUACACACGAGAGUUACUUGGCAGAGAGUGGCGACAAAGUUGAGUCGUGGCAAGAGGUCGCAGCCAAGUCUUCAAUAUUUUUCGCACAGGUUAGGGAGGACCCAUUGUUGGACCAAGAGGUCCUCGACCGCUACUUUAGCCAAGACGCCCAGAUCAACAUGGCCAUGAUAUCCAGUGGCGGCGACACCGCAGCCUACAUCCUCAAGGACGCCAGACUGAAGAAGUUGGACCUGGUCGACAUCUCGACGCCUCAGCUCUCGCUCACCCGCUUGAAGAUCGAGCUGCUCAAGGAGACCACCCAGCGCCGCCUCGAGCUGCUGGGCCACGCCCCGCUGGACGCCGCUGAACGACGCCAAGCCGUGGAGCUGAUCUUGUCCCGAUUACCGGGGGUAACCAUUUCUGACUUUGAAGGAAAUGACCUCGGCGCCGGCAUCGACCGGACGGGACGCUAUGAACAGCUGUUCCACGCGCUAAAGGUUCGUUUGGCGGAUGUCUCUGGCAAGGUGGAGGCCCUGUUUGCACUCACCUCGGUCGAGGAGCAGGCCCGCUUCAUCGCCCCCGACACCGAGUUUGGUCGCGAGCUCGACGCCGCGUUCGACGACAUCCUUCACGUCGACAACUACUUCACGGUGUUUGGCGAGCGCGCCACAUCCAACAAGGGUCGCGACUUUUCCAAGCGCUUCCUUCAGAAGUUGCGUAACUUCCUCGCUAAUCACCUCGCCUCUAGCUCACCCUUCGUCUCGCAGAUCCUCCGCGCAGACUUUUACCGUGGCCGCUACUACGACUGGUACCGCAACCCUCAGCUGGGAGCAGCUGGCCCCGCGGCCGAGCUCGCCUUCCACAAGCAGGGCAUGGAGGAGUAUUUGAUCAAUGCGCGCGGCCUUGACGUCGUGCAUCUGUCCAACAUCACCGAUUGGUUCACGCCAGAGGAGUCGCUGAGGGUGCUCCGAUUGGCGUACCAGGCGCUCCGGCCCAAUGGCGUGGUGUUUGUCCGUCAGAUCAACACUCACUUUGAUCUAAACUCUGUGCACAUUGGGUUUGUAUGGGAUCAAUCCACCUCUGAGGAGUUGAUCAGGAAUGACAGGAGUUUCUUCUACAAGAUAGCAUUAGUUGGAAGGAAGGUAGUUGAACCCUCACCUUAA
Molecule: messenger RNA, 1218 nt
Organism: Acytostelium subglobosum LB1
Lineage: Eukaryota; Evosea; Eumycetozoa; Acytosteliales; Acytosteliaceae
Exons: 1
Coding region: 1-1218 (405 amino acids)
Source: RefSeq, a predicted model, not a curated record